AUUCUAUUGGUCAUAGGAAUUCUUUUUCAGAUUCUGGUGAAAAGACAUUCUGAGAUUAUAGGAAGAAAGGAAAACAGAAUUUAGAAAAACGUGCGACCUGUGUAACAAGUGUUAUGAUUGGCUAAUAUUUCAAAAUACACAGUUUUCUCAUAAAUACCAGAUCUACAACAGGAUGCGACCGGCGCUUAUCUGUGUAUCAUAUUGAACGCCGAUUAUUAUUGAAGAGCUUCAGUAGAAAAGACGCAAAGACGAAUACAUCUCGAUUCGGUCGUUGCCGUGCUUAGUAUACUUCGUCUUCUGACUCGGCGUGUGAGACAGUGCGUGCGCUCUUAUUUCCGAAUUUUAAUCAAUUUUUUAUUGUGAGGAUUUUAAAGCGAUAUUAUAGCACUUUUCGGUUCAACUCAAUUCCAUAGCCAUGGCCAUACCCAUCAACCAGAAAAAAAGGAAUCAACUUAACAUCAGUCUACAUACGCAGCUGACAAUUUCGGCGAUUAUCAUUUUCUUUGGAAUUAUUAUCAGUGGAAUUAUUGCCAUUGCAACUGAACUAAAGUUCACAGUGGGGGAACCGAUGAGUUUCCGCAUGACCAGUGAAGGUCGUAUAAUAGAAAAUACAACGCCCCGAAGUUGGAAUAGUUGGAUUUAUAGAUAUAUAAUAAUGCGUGAUGAAACAAUGUCAAGUGAUUACUCUUUCUUCCAAUAUUACCUAUUUCGAUACAUCUGGAUUAGCGUAAUGUUUUCUGGUCCUCUAUAUCUCCUUUGCUAUCAAAUACUUCAACUUUUCAAAGCUGUGCAAAAAAUCUCAAGGGGAGGAGAGGACAGAUUUGUAUAUAACUCAUAUUUAUAAAAACCUUUUUGGACAAAAGAUUUUAAAAGUUUUACGUCAAAAUGGUAAAUACCUCAAAUAGAUGUACCUGAAUAAUAAUAUUAAUAUGUACACUAUGUUUUACAAUAACACACACACACAUUUUAUGAUAUAACGUAACAUGUAAUUUUAUAAUAUUAAUAUUACAAAAUACUUUCAUCAUUAUUAAUUCCGCGUAAGCUCUAACGUUUCAUUUUUGCAGCUAUUAGUGUUUAGAAAUAUUUUAUUUACAAGAAAAUGAUGCUGUCACAUGUUCCUGGAAUAAUAUAUCUUCACAGACUUUUAACUUAUUUUGCUAGAACGGAUGUCGAGAUAUGCGUUGUGUGUUUACAAUUAACAAUAUAUUUAUAACAAAAAAUCAAUUAAUUUAAUAAAUAUAAAGUAAAUAAUAUGAGUAAAUUUUAUUUACUAUAUUAUAUUUGUUAUAGAUAUUUUUGGUAUGUAUACAUCAUAUAUGUUAUAUCCAUUACUUAUAUAAAUUAUAAUAUAAUAUAACGUUAUUGUAGCACAUAACAAGAAUUUGAUAGAUAUAUUUAUAAUCACGUGGAUAUAUAAUUAUUACUUAGACAAAAGAAUAAGAUUUAUAUUUUAUGCUGAUACAACUUGAUGUUCUUAUACUAAUUGUAGCAAUUUAAUAUCUUUUACUUUUACUAAUUACUUUUACUACUCGUAAUCCUGUAAAUUUGUUGCAUUAAAUCUAUUUUUCUUAAAUUA
Messenger RNA from Ooceraea biroi (clonal raider ant), 1576 nucleotides. RefSeq lists its product as uncharacterized. The record is from RefSeq and is a predicted model, not a curated record. Lineage: Eukaryota; Metazoa; Arthropoda; Insecta; Hymenoptera; Formicidae.